Molecule: messenger RNA, 6823 nt
Organism: Scheffersomyces amazonensis
Lineage: Eukaryota; Fungi; Ascomycota; Pichiomycetes; Serinales; Debaryomycetaceae
Product: cell-wall agglutinin N-terminal ligand-sugar binding-domain-containing protein
Exons: 1
Coding region: 15-6641 (2208 amino acids)
Biological process (GO): cell-cell adhesion
Cellular component (GO): fungal-type cell wall
Molecular function (GO): cell adhesion molecule binding
Source: RefSeq, a predicted model, not a curated record
AAUCAAAGCAUAAGAUGAUCUUCUUGAGAUUGGCACUUAUUAUAUUUUGCACUGCUUAUGUUCUGGCUCAGCAAGUUACAGGAAUAUUUACCCUGUUUGACUCGCUAGAAUACCAACCAGCUGCAAAUUAUCCGGCAAUUUAUCCUCAAAAUCCUAGUUGGGUAGCUACUUUAGGCUGGAGUAUUGAUGGAAGCAAAGUUUCUGCUGGAGAUACCUUCACUUUAAAUUUACCUUGUGUUUUUAAAUUUACUACAGCAUCUACUUCAAUUAACUUACAAGUAAAUUCUCAAGCUUUUGCUACAUGUAACUUUGUGGGAGGAGACAUUGUUUUGGCAAGCUCAGAAUUAGCUUGUACAGUUACAAAUUUAGUUACCUCUUCGACUGAGGCUACUGGAUCAAUUUCUUUCCCUGUUGCUUUCAAUGUUGGUGGAUCUGCAUAUCAAGCUUCCAUGGAUGAUUCUACUUGUUUUACUACUGGUACAAAUACUGUUACAUUUUAUGAUGGAGACAACGCUCUCUCGACUACUGCCGACUUCCAAGGAGGUGCAGCCACUUCAUUUGAUCCUAAUAAUAUCGUUGUCGCCAAUACUUACGUUCCUUCAGUGAAUCAGAAUUUACAUUUUUUGGAAGCUGGAUCAUGUCCCAAUGGAUAUAAGUCAGGUACCUUGGCAAUUACAAUCACAGGUGGUAGCGCCGGCAUGAUCUGUCAGUCAGCCCAAUACAAUAUGACGAACGAGAUUAAUUCUUGGUACUAUCCAGAAAAUGCUUCUCCUUUGCCAUCUGGUUACAGUGUAUCUUGUAAUCUGAAUACAUUGACGGUUAACUACAAAAAUAUUCCUGCAGGUUAUAGACCAUUCAUUGACGCACUUGUUUCUUAUACUGGAACUGUUUCUGCAACUUAUACCAACAAGUAUGUUUGUGCAGGCACAUCUAAAACCAUUGAUAAUUCAGUUACUAUUAACUGGGAAAAAUAUAAUGAUGGUGUUACUGGAGGUAAUGGUAAUGUCGUUAUCUUUGAGACAAAAACAUGGACAGGACCUACCACUCAAAUAACUACCUUACCUUAUAACACCAACCCAGGCAAUACUGAAACAAUUUUAGUACAAGUUCCUAUUCCAACUACUACCAUUACCAGCACCUGGACUGAAAGUUAUGGAACUACAACCACAAUACCUGCCACUCCUGGUAACACUGCAACAGUUAUAGUCGACGUUCCAAAACCUGUUGUAACUACUACUAUUACAUGGACCGGUUCAGGUACUACCACCACUACUGCCGUUGCUAGUUCCGGUGGUACUGACACAGUUAUCGUCGAAGUUCCAAUUCCUACUACUACUUUGACUUCCACUUGGGGUCUGUCAUACACUACUACUGAGACUAUUCCAGGUACCCCAGGAGGUACUGGAUCUGUCAUAGUCGAUGUUCCAACUCCUACUGUAACUACUACUAUUACAUGGACUGGAUCCAGUACCACUACCACUACUAUCGUUGCUAGUUCCGGUGGUACUGACACAGUCAUCGUCGAAGUUCCAAUUCCUACUACUACUUUGACUUCCACUUGGGGUCUGUCAUACACUACUACUGAGACUAUUCCAGGUACCCCAGGAGGUACUGGAUCUGUCAUAGUCGAUGUUCCAACUCCUACUGUAACUACUACUAUUACAUGGACUGGAUCCAGUACCACUACCACUACUAUCGUUGCUAGUUCCGGUGGUACUGACACAGUCAUCGUCGAAGUUCCAAUUCCUACUACUACUUUGACUUCCACUUGGGGUCUGUCAUACACUACUACUGAGACUAUUCCAGGUACCCCAGGAGGUACUGGAUCUGUCAUAGUCGAUGUUCCAACUCCUACUGUAACUACUACUAUUACAUGGACUGGAUCCAGUACCACUACCACUACUAUCGUUGCUAGUUCCGGUGGUACUGACACAGUCAUCGUCGAAGUUCCAAUUCCUACUACUACUUUGACUUCCACUUGGGGUCUGUCAUACACUACUACUGAGACUAUUCCAGGUACCCCAGGAGGUACUGGAUCUGUCAUAGUCGAUGUUCCAACUCCUACUGUAACUACUACUAUUACAUGGACUGGAUCCAGUACCACUACCACUACUAUCGUUGCUAGUUCCGGUGGUACUGACACAGUCAUCGUCGAAGUUCCAAUUCCUACUACUACUUUGACUUCCACUUGGGGUCUGUCAUACACUACUACUGAGACUAUUCCAGGUACCCCAGGAGGUACUGGAUCUGUCAUAGUCGAUGUUCCAACUCCUACUGUAACUACUACUAUUACAUGGACUGGAUCCAGUACCACUACCACUACUAUCGUUGCUAGUUCCGGUGGUACUGACACAGUCAUCGUCGAAGUUCCAAUUCCUACUACUACUUUGACUUCCACUUGGGGUCUGUCAUACACUACUACUGAGACUAUUCCAGGUACCCCAGGAGGUACUGGAUCUGUCAUAGUCGAUGUUCCAACUCCUACUGUAACUACUACUAUUACAUGGACUGGAUCCAGUACCACUACCACUACUAUCGUUGCUAGUUCCGGUGGUACUGACACAGUCAUCGUCGAAGUUCCAAUUCCUACUACUACUUUGACUUCCACUUGGGGUCUGUCAUACACUACUACUGAGACUAUUCCAGGUACCCCAGGAGGUACUGGUUCUGUAAUAGUCGAUGUUCCGCAACCACAUACCACCAUAACUACUAGCUGGACCGGUAUUUAUACUACUACUGUUACUGAAAGUGGAAGUGACACCAUCACUGUGAUUGUUGAAACUCCAAUUGAACCAACCACCACCAUCACUACAGGUUGGACUGGUAUUUAUACUACUACUGUUACUGAAAGUGGAAGUGACACCAUCACUGUGAUUGUUGAAACUCCAAUUGAACCAACCACCACCAUCACUACAGGUUGGACUGGUAUUUAUACUACUACUGUUACUGAAAGUGGAAGUGACACCAUCACUGUGAUUGUUGAAACUCCAAUUGAACCAACCACCACCAUCACUACAGGUUGGACUGGUAUUUAUACUACUACUGUUACUGAAUCUGGCUCUGAUGUUGUGACUGUGAUUGUUGAGACUCCAAUUGAACCAACCACCACCAUCACUACUGGCUGGACUGGUAUUUAUACUACUACUGUUACUGAAAGUGGAAGUGACACCAUCACUGUGAUUGUUGAAACUCCAAUUGAACCAACCACCACCAUCACUACAGGUUGGACUGGUAUUUACACCACUACUGUUACUGAAAGUGGAAGUGACACCAUCACUGUGAUUGUUGAAACUCCAAUUGAACCAACCACCACCAUCACUACAGGUUGGACUGGUAUUUAUACUACUACUGUUACUGAAAGUGGAAGUGACACCAUCACUGUGAUUGUUGAAACUCCAAUUGAACCAACCACCACCAUCACUACUGGUUGGACUGGUAUUUAUACUACUACUGUUACUGAAUCUGGCUCUGAUGUUGUGACUGUGAUUGUUGAGACUCCAAUUGAGCCAACCACCACCAUCACUACUGGCUGGACUGGUAUUUAUACUACUACUGUUACUGAAUCUGGCUCUGAUGUUGUGACUGUGAUUGUUGAAACUCCAAUUGAGCCAACCACCACCAUCACUACUGGCUGGACUGGUAUUUAUACUACUACUGUUACUGAAAGUGGAAGUGACACCAUCACUGUGAUUGUUGAAACUCCAAUUGAACCAACCACCACCAUCACUACAGGUUGGACUGGUAUUUAUACUACUACUGUUACUGAAUCUGGCUCUGAUGUUGUGACUGUGAUUGUUGAAACUCCAAUUGAGCCAACCACCACCAUCACUACAGGUUGGACUGGUAUUUAUACUACUACUGUUACUGAAUCUGGCUCUGAUGUUGUGACUGUGAUUGUUGAAACUCCAAUUGAACCAACCACCACCAUCACUACUGGCUGGACUGGUAUUUAUACUACUACUGUUACUGAAAGUGGAAGUGACACCAUCACUGUGAUUGUUGAAACUCCAAUUGAACCAACCACCACCAUCACUACAGGUUGGACUGGUAUUUACACCACUACUGUUACUGAAAGUGGAAGUGACACCAUCACUGUGAUUGUUGAAACUCCAAUUGAACCAACCACCACCAUCACUACUGGCUGGACUGGUAUUUAUACUACUACUGUUACUGAAUCUGGCUCUGAUGUUGUGACUGUGAUUGUUGAGACUCCAAUUGAGCCAACCACCACCAUCACUACUGGUUGGACUGGUAUUUACACCACUACUGUUACUGAAAGUGGAAGUGACACCAUCACUGUGAUUGUUGAAACUCCAAUUGAACCAACCACCACCAUCACUACUGGCUGGACUGGUAUUUAUACUACUACUGUUACUGAAUCUGGCUCUGAUGUUGUGACUGUGAUUGUUGAAACCCCAAUUGAACCAACCACCACCAUCACUACAGGUUGGACUGGUAUUUAUACUACUACUGUUACUGAAUCUGGCUCUGAUGUUGUGACUGUGAUUGUUGAAACUCCAAUUGAGCCAACCACCACCAUCACUACAGGUUGGACUGGUAUUUAUACUACUACUGUUACUGAAUCUGGCUCUGAUGUUGUGACUGUGAUUGUUGAAACUCCAAUUGAACCAACCACCACCAUCACUACUGGCUGGACUGGUAUUUACACCACUACUGUUACUGAAAGUGGAAGUGACACCAUCACUGUGAUUGUUGAAACUCCAAUUGAACCAACCACCACCAUCACUACUGGCUGGACUGGUAUUUAUACUACUACUGUUACUGAAUCUGGCUCUGAUGUUGUGACUGUGAUUGUUGAAACCCCAAUUGAGCCAACCACCACCAUCACUACUGGUUGGACUGGUAUUUAUACUACUACUGUUACUGAAUCUGGCUCUGAUGUUGUGACUGUGAUUGUUGAAACUCCAAUUGAGCCAACCACCACCAUCACUACAGGUUGGACUGGUAUUUAUACUACUACUGUUACUGAAUCUGGCUCUGAUGUUGUGACUGUGAUUGUUGAAACUCCAAUUGAGCCAACCACCACCAUCACUACUGGCUGGACUGGUAUUUAUACUACUACUGUUACUGAAAGUGGAAGUGACACCAUCACUGUGAUUGUUGAAACUCCAAUUGAACCAACCACCACCAUCACUACAGGUUGGACUGGUAUUUACACCACUACUGUUACUGAAAGUGGAAGUGACACCAUCACUGUGAUUGUUGAAACUCCAAUUGAACCAACCACCACCAUCACUACAGGUUGGACUGGUAUUUAUACUACUACUGUUACUGAAUCUGGCUCUGAUGUUGUGACUGUGAUUGUUGAAACUCCAAUUGAGCCAACCACCACCAUCACUACAGGUUGGACUGGUAUUUAUACUACUACUGUUACUGAAUCUGGCUCUGAUGUUGUGACUGUGAUUGUUGAAACUCCAAUUGAGCCAACCACCACCAUCACUACUGGCUGGACUGGUAUUUACACCACUACUGUUACUGAAAGUGGAAGUGACACCAUCACUGUGAUUGUUGAAACUCCAAUUGAACCAACCACCACCAUCACUACAGGUUGGACUGGUAUUUAUACUACUACUGUUACUGAAUCUGGCUCUGAUGUUGUGACUGUGAUUGUUGAAACUCCAAUUGAGCCAACCACCACCAUCACUACUGGUUGGACUGGUAUUUAUACUACUACUGUUACUGAAUCUGGCUCUGAUGUUGUGACUGUGAUUGUUGAAACUCCUUAUAACCCUAGCGUGGUGAGUUCCAUUACAGGCGGAUACUUCAAUAGUUCAAGUGUAUUGAGCACUUCUAUUGCUGCAGCUUCAAGUAUUGAGAAGGGUACUGUAACCGUCACUACUGGUUGGUCAGGAAGCUUUACUUCAUCUUAUACCGAAACUGGCAGUUUAACAGAUACUGUUGUGGUUGAAGUACCAACAGCAACCUCUUCAGUUCAUAGUAGUGACAAUGCGGGAAAAUCAGAUUUGUCGAUUUAUAGUUCAGCCACUACAUUAUCCACCAGUAUCUACUCCGGAGCCCCAUCUCUGUCAAACAAUGAAGAAAUUGGGCAAAGUGGAGGUACUUCGACUAUAAGUGACAGCCUUUUAAGUACCUCUGUGGGUGAAGAGACUUCAUCAAACACCGAAGUCAAAUCUAAUAAUAAUUCUGUUUCCAAAACAUCUGAAGGCUCUUUAGUAGCAGCAAGUACUUCGAUUGCAUCAACUAAUGAUAAUGAUAACAAAGUAACUGGCUCUUCUACCCCUUCAAUUUUAUCUGCAACUGUGACUGUACCAUGGACUGGAUCUCAUACUACUAGUCACUCAGUUACUCAAGUUGAAAGUGCUGCCACUUUAGUGACAGACAAUGAAGGUAAUAUUAUUACCUCUACUGGUAUAUCUUCAGUUGUAAGUGUUAUUAUUGAAGUACCAUCUUCGGCUUACAGUAAAUCGAUUGAUACUGAAUCCACAAGAUCUUCCAUUACAAUUAAUACCGCUACACCAUCUUUGUCUCAACAGUUAGAUUCAAGUUCUUCCAAUUCACCAACAAAUCCAAUAAUUAAUACCUACGAAGGUUCUGGAUCCAUUAAGAAGAUUUCAUCAUUUUUCAUUAUUUUUGUCAGUAUCUUGACGUUAUUAGUUUGAAAAUAAUAUUUCUGUAUUUUUAUUAUCAUAUUUAUAUUGUUUCUUUAUUUCGUUACAUUAGAUUUAACUUUGUAUAUAAUUUUCUCCUUUCGGUAUUUUUUUUUUAUUGAUCUUAAAGGAUUUAUUUCUUUGAUUAUUUGUGGUUAUAUUUUAUAGAGAUUAAUAUAUUCAUAAAUUUGUAU